AACAUUAUUAUAAUAGUUUAAAAGAAAAACACUGAUUUAAAAUUGUCUGCGUAGCAAUUUAAAAAUAUUUUGAUCAGUGCAUCCUUUUUGAGUAAAAAUAUCAAUUUAUUGAAAAUGUAUAUUCCAGUGCGCAUUUCAGGUUUACACAGUAAAACACUGAUUAUUCAUUAUCAAGAGCGACCGAUACCGUUCCCAUAGGUAAUGAAUCAGUAACCAGUUGACUAGGCAGAUUUACCCAGUGUGCUCAAGGGACGUCAAAAUCAGCCUUGAGGGAGCACAAAUUAACAAAGUCUGUUUUCAGGAAGAUUACCAGAACUAAAAGAAGACUCAUUCACCGCGUACGAACCCACAGGGAUUUUUCUAACGCAGAAAGUCUGAUCUAGAUUACGUAAGGAAGCUGAAAAAAAGGACUAUAAAGAAUAUAUUUAUUUCUGCACUGUGAUGGACAGGCUUGACCUCCGUUCAGCUCCGUUCACCCCCGACACCGUCCUGCCGGGUCCCAGCACUGCCCUUACAAAUAACAUUUAUGCUGCUGUUAUAAAGGUGUUCAAGACAGAGGAGCUACAGCCCAAUGAACUGUACUGCUUGAAUGAAAAUACCAGGUGGCUUCUAAGGACAGAUAUGGGCUUCUUCAUCAAAGAGUAUUUUCAGAAUCAGAUUUUGACCAAAGGUCUAUCAAUCAUUUUGGAUGAGAUUCAGAAGCAUGAAGGAGAGAGGCAGCUGUUUGUUUUGGCCCAGGUGUGGGAUAGGUUUUUCACAGAGAUUCUGCCCACGUUGCAGGCAAUUUUGUGUCCUCUGCAGACCAACACAGAGUUUCCUGUGUUAUAUAUCCUGGCUCUUCCAAGCUUGUUAAUGCGGAUGGACAGCGGCCAUUAUUCUGCAGCUUCUGAACUAAAACUAACCAAUACUGCUUCUAAGGGGCAGGAGUUGACAGUCAGACAGAUGGCUCUUCUCGGUUUUAGGGAUCUGGUCCUAUUGAAGCUCUCGCUGGGCGACCUGCUCUGCAAGAAUCGGUCUCUCAUCCCAGCAUCCAUCACACAAAUGCUUCUUGUGCUGCAGGGGAUUCAGGAAUCCAGAGGUCCCUCAAAGCAAUAUUGCCAACUUGAGAGUCUUCUGGCGCUAGCGGUCGAACCCUACUUAUGGAACUGCAGACACACAAGUUGCACUGAACAAAGGACCACAAGAGCACAAGUGAGUCAUCCUGAGAUAAGGAUUACUCAUCACAUCUCUGAAGGCUCUCUGCUGUCCCCUGUAGUAGAACAUGAAGGGGAGAUGUACCUCGAAAGAGUGGGAAACCUACGCCGCCACAGCGUGACAAAUGCUCAUUCUGACAUUCAGCUGCUCGCUGUUACUAGUCAGGUCUACUCCGGGAUGGAUGACAGCACCGGAACUGGAUCUGAAUAAAACACGCCAUGUUAGCAUCUGUAAGAGUGCGAAAGAAAUACAGAAACUGUGUGACCUUCAAUAAUUUAUAAAGACAUACAUCAGAAUAUUAUAUUGCAAUAUAAAAAAAAAACAUGAAAUAAAGUAUUGUCAGAUUUCCAGUGUCAAUACAAUUAUCAGAUUAACUUGCAUAUAUUAGCCCCUCUGAUUAAAGGAAAGGUAUUCGUACAUGUCAAAGUCUUUUUCGGUGAAGCAUGAACACAUUAGCAAUAUUGGAAAAAAAAAAAAAAAUGUACGUUUAUAGGCUAAGCUUGUUAUGUACUGCACCUUUCAGAAAUGGAAAGCAGCUUUGUCAAGACAAUCGUCUGCAUUAAGGUGCGAUCACAUUUACUGGCAAAUUUUCUUGUGUAAAAUCCAGUAACUGUUAUCCAAGUGACUGUGAGUUUCGUAAAGAGGCGAAAAAUUUACCCAGUUAAAUUCACUCCAUUAGUUGUCUGGUUUUUCUUUGUGAGCUGCGCUUGCGUCGCUAACACUUUAAAGACGUAACCGCACCUUAAGACAAUGCACAUUUGGUAUAAUCACAGUAAAUAGUGCUGCUUUGUACUAAAAGCUAAAAAUUGUCAGAUCUGAUCAAAUAAAUGAAAAAUAAGUACGUAUUUUGUGAUAUAAAAAAAAUGAAAGGCAACAUUUUUUUUUUUCAUACUGUUGAGUAGGCAG
Puntigrus tetrazona (Sumatra barb) is the source of this 2100-nucleotide messenger RNA. RefSeq names its product proline-rich protein 5-like. NCBI's taxonomy places the organism in Eukaryota, Metazoa, Chordata, Actinopteri, Cypriniformes, Cyprinidae. The coding region runs from base 442 to 1404 and encodes 320 amino acids. Gene Ontology annotation, biological process: TORC2 signaling. The record is from RefSeq and is a predicted model, not a curated record. The transcript has 10 exons. Gene Ontology annotation, cellular component: TORC2 complex.